GCCGGGUGUGGCUGCCGGUACCGGGAGAGAACGGGGGUGGGGAGGGGGGGCCCGGGGUCCCCUCGCGCCGCAGCACGAGCACACGGGGCGGGCCCGAGGACGCGGGCCCACGCGUGAGGCCGAGCGCGGGCGGGGGGCGGCGGCGGGACCGGGUCGGGACGGCGGGGCGGCGGCGGCGGCGGCGGCGGCGGCAGCAGCAGCAGCAUGAACGCGGCGCAGGGCACGGUGGGCAGCGACCCGGUGAUCCUGGCCACGGCCGGCUACGACCACACGGUGCGGUUCUGGCAGGCGCACAGCGGCAUCUGCACCCGCACCGUCCAGCACCAGGACUCCCAGGUGAAUGCGCUGGAGAUCACACCGGACCGCAGCAUGAUCGCUGCCGCAGGUGAGCCCCCCGGUCCCUGGGGACACCGGGCAGGGCCGGGGACGUUGCUCACCCCCUGCCCGGUCCUUGCUGCAGGCUACCAGCACAUCCGCAUGUAUGACCUCAACUCCAACAACCCCAACCCUGUCAUCAACUAUGAUGGCGUGAGCAAGAACAUCACGUCGGUGGGCUUCCACGAGGACGGGCGCUGGAUGUACACAGGCGGGGAGGACUGCAUGGCCCGUAUCUGGGACCUCCGGUCUCGUAACCUCCAGUGCCAGCGGAUUUUCCAGGUGAACGCUCCUAUUAACUGUGUUUGCCUGCACCCCAACCAGGCUGAGCUAAUUGUGGGUGAUCAGAGCGGCGCCAUUCACAUCUGGGACCUGAAGACGGACCACAACGAGCAGCUGAUUCCAGAGCCCGAAGUUUCCGUGAAUUCGGUUCACAUUGACCCGGAUGCCAGUUACAUGGCAGCUGUGAACAGCUCGGGAAAUUGCUACGUGUGGAACCUGACAGGCGGCAUCGGCGAGGAGGUGACGCAGCUGAUCCCCAAGACCAAGAUCCCCGCGCACAACCGCUAUGCCCUACAGUGCAAGUUCAGCCCUGACUCCACGCUCUUGGCUACGUGCUCUGCAGAUCAGACCUGUAAGAUCUGGAGGACUUCAAACUUCUCUCUGAUGACAGAGCUGAGCAUUAAGAGCAACAACCCUGGGGAAACAUCUCGGGGCUGGAUGUGGGACUGCGCCUUCUCUGGGGACUCCCAGUACAUUGUCACAGCCUCCUCUGACAACCUGGCCAGACUGUGGUGUGUGGAGACCGGAGAGAUCAAGAGGGAAUACAGCGGCCACCAGAAGGCCGUGGUCUGCCUUGCGUUCAACGACAGUGUGUUGGGAUAACAGUCAUGGGUGGGCAAGAAAGGAAAGGACCUCUGCUUGUUUUCCCUUGUCUGACAGUGGGAAGCUCCUCUCUGGAGCCCCAGACACGCACUUGUCACCAUCCCCUCCUCUGGUGAGAGGGCUCAGGCUCUGGCAGAAGCCAGACCAGGUGUCACCCCAGCAGAGCGUCACCCAACGUGUGUGGCCUCGGAAGGAGAUGCUUGCACAAAAGGGGAUGGGAGAGGGAGGUGCGAUCACACUGAGGGCAGCUGGGUGCAGUUCAGCUGGAAGAAUCCCUGUGGCAGUGGCUGCUGACAGCUCUGUGAUGUUCUUGUACCCCAAAGUGGGGGGAAAAAAGAAUAACCAGCCUUUCUAAAUGGUGGGAGAGGCUGAGCAAAGAGAGGAAAGGCAGCUGUUGUCUCAUUUUGCAAUCCCUUUAUUCAAAGUGUAUUUCACAGACUGACUUGGAAAGCUGUACUUGUACAAAGCCAACCACCCCCAACAAAUCUAAUAACCUCAUGUUGAACAGGGUGUGCAACCAUAAAACACUGGCUGCUCCCGUGAUUCCUCUAGGCCUGGUUCUGCUAAUACCUAUGGACAAGGUGCAGCCCUGAGCACAGCUGCAAAUAAAGUGUCUGUACUGACAGCA
Molecule: messenger RNA, 1888 nt
Organism: Columba livia (rock pigeon)
Lineage: Eukaryota; Metazoa; Chordata; Aves; Columbiformes; Columbidae
Gene: MLST8
Product: MTOR associated protein, LST8 homolog
Exons: 7
Coding region: 205-1260 (351 amino acids)
Biological process (GO): TOR signaling; regulation of actin cytoskeleton organization
Cellular component (GO): TORC1 complex; TORC2 complex
Molecular function (GO): protein binding
Source: RefSeq, a predicted model, not a curated record